Clonostachys byssicola is the source of this 1392-nucleotide messenger RNA. The record is from the annotation of a GenBank genome assembly. Lineage: Eukaryota; Fungi; Ascomycota; Sordariomycetes; Hypocreales; Bionectriaceae.
AUGCAGAACAUAUCCUCGCUAAAACCCUCUUUCGACGAAAUUAAGAAGACCGAAGGCGAAGAUGAAUGUAGAGCCUGGCUAACCAAGAUUUAUGGUGCCGAAGAUGAACUAGCUGAAUUUGUCGCUACCCGCCUGGGAACAGGCAGAGCGCCAAAGUACGUUGAUUUCCUCACAGGGUCCCUCAACAUCAGCUUCCGUUUCAAGUUUAGUGAUGGAGGGCCGGACACCAUCAUCCGGUUCCCAAGCCCAGGGCCAACCGCUACCUUUAUAAGGGAUGAGAAAGUCGCGAAUGAGGUCCAGGCCAUGGAAUAUCUCCGCCAAAAUACGACGAUCCCUCUACCUCGUGUCUAUAGCUGGGGUUUGACGGCAGAGAGUCCCCAGCAGUUUGGUCCGUUUAUUAUCAUGGACUACGUCGAGGGUACUCUCUUGUCAACGGUCCUACAGCAACCAACCGAAAGGGACCAACAGGACCUAGUCCUAAACCCAAGCAUCGACAACUCACAAUUGGACACGAUCUACCGGCAAAUCGCUGAUUAUCUUCUUCAGCUUUCUCGACUUACAUUCACCCACAUUGGAGCCAUCUCAAGAGACGGCGACACGUGGUCCGUUACCAAAGGGCCACUGACUCAUAAUAUGAAUGAGCUGGCGGCGACUGUCGCAGGCUACCCAACUUCCCUCUUGCCAACUUCAACUUUUGAUCAAGCUGGAGACUACUUCGAAUCUAUCUCGGAUGAACAUUUGGCUCACCUUUUCACCCAGCGCAAUCUCGCAGGUGACCGAGAAAUUGCCCAGGCGCGGUUUAUUGCUCGCCAUGGGUUCACUCGACUUAUCGACCAGUACUUGAUUGAUGACGAUGGGCCGUUCAUACCUUUCUGCGAUGAUCUACAGCCCUCUAAUAUGCUUGUUGAUCCGGAGACGUUUCAGAUCAAAGCAGUCAUCGAUUUCGAGUUCACAAACGCCAUGCCGGCCCAGUUCACAUAUGAUCCACCCUGGUGGCUGUUAUUAUCUGGCCCAGAAGCAUGGCUUGAUCGUGACUCGAUGGAAGAAUUCCGCGACCUUUAUGAGCCCAGAAUGGAGCAGUUUCUGCAGGCGUUGGAAUCAGUGGAAGGUACAUCGGGUGGGCAGACGCUCCAUGAACCACCUCUUUCCACUCGGAUGCGUGACUCAUGGCGGUCUGGUCGCUUCUGGUUUAACUAUGCCGCCAGAAAAGGUUUCGCGGUGGAUGCCAUCUACUGGGCCGCACUGCAUGAAGGGGGAGAUGGUAUUGAGCUGCUUAGCGAUGAGGCGCGCGAACAGAUGGAGCCACAGAUAGAGCGCAAGAUGCAGCAGCUGAGAGAAUACGAAGAGGACCAUGCCGCUCUUUUCUUUGAUGAGACAAGUUUCCGGUUUUGA